This is a messenger RNA of Dibothriocephalus latus, 312 nucleotides long. Lineage: Eukaryota; Metazoa; Platyhelminthes; Cestoda; Diphyllobothriidea; Diphyllobothriidae. The record is from the annotation of a GenBank genome assembly.
GACGAGAAUGCGGUAGUCACCCUACCUCUGGCUCCAACAAAGGGCCUCUCAACCGCCUUCUUCACUCAGAUGCCUUUUGCUCUGCCCGCGUACCCCACCGCCAAUACCUUUGAGUAUCCCUCCUUCAUUGAGAGCCGUCAUUCACUGUCAGCAGCAGCAGCAGUGGCACCGUUACAAACUGCCUUUGGUGGUGGUCGGCGUUUCUCGCCCAUAAUUGGCCGACGCUCGAAGCUGCUGUCCCCUCUGAUAGAACCCUAUCCCGAGGCGCGAACCGCCGACGGACAGGUCUUGACCCGUUAUGGCUGCCGCCGA